Pistacia vera is the source of this 1008-nucleotide messenger RNA. RefSeq lists its product as uncharacterized. The transcript is spliced from 6 exons. The coding region runs from base 127 to 717 and encodes 196 amino acids. The record is from RefSeq and is a predicted model, not a curated record. Lineage: Eukaryota; Viridiplantae; Streptophyta; Magnoliopsida; Sapindales; Anacardiaceae.
CACUUUUUAAAUGAUUAGUUCAAUGUAAGCAUAAACCAAACAAGUCCUUACCCCGACACGAAAACUAAUUAUUGUUUUUGUUUCGUUUCCUGAUUCUGUGUUGGCGCAUUUUGGCUCUGGAUUUCAAUGGAUGAAGGGUUCACAACGAUUGACGGGUCGUCAAGCGAUGGAUUGGGCUCAUUACAGCCGUCCAUUAUCCCCUCAAACGUCCCUUUACUGUCCGCUUUUCUCGCCUUUUCUCUCGCCCAGUUCCUCAAGCUCUUCACCACCUGGUACAAGGAGAAGAGAUGGGACCCGAGAAGAUUGGUUAGAUCAGGUGGAAUGCCGUCAUCCCAUUCAGCAACUGUGAGUGCUCUUGCUGUUGCUAUAGGUUUUCAAGAAGGGAGUGGAGGAUCAGCAUUUGCUGUUGCUGUGGUUUUGGCAUUUAUAGUAAUGUUUGAUGCUUCUGGUGUACGGCUUCAUGCUGGUCGUCAAGCUGAAUUACUAAAUCAAAUUGUAUGCGAGUUACCUCCUGAACACCCUGUCUCCAGUGUUAGACCUCUACGAGAUUCGCUUGGUCAUACUCCAGUUCAGGUUGACCUUGGGCUCGGGCUGCUACCCCGAGAAAAGGCAUGGAGGCCCGAGGGAAAAAGGAUCUGCGUAGUCACCCAAGGGGUAAAGAGGCCGACGGAGACGUCGGCUGCGGAAGCGUGGUGGUGUGUCAGGAUCCCACAUUAGAAAGAAAGACGGUUGCUGGUGGUGCUAUUCUGGGAUGUUUAGUAGCAUACCUAAUGAGAACUUAGAAGGGAUGAUGUAGAUGUGUAGUCAAGAGCAAUUCUUUAACAACUGUAAUCAUUAAUUAACAUGUACUACAUUUGAUGUUGUUGCAAGCUUUCCUGCUCAUGUAACGCAGCAAACUAAAUCGAGAAUAUCCACGUUCCUGGAGGGCUGUUGCUAAUGUAAAUUGCCUGUGAUAUUCAUCAGAAGUCAGGAUACUUCAGUAAAUAAUAUAUUUAACCAUUGCUUGUA